This is a messenger RNA of Artibeus jamaicensis (Jamaican fruit-eating bat), 2201 nucleotides long. RefSeq names its product beaded filament structural protein 1 (gene BFSP1). The record is from RefSeq and is a predicted model, not a curated record. The coding region runs from base 72 to 2033 and encodes 653 amino acids. Lineage: Eukaryota; Metazoa; Chordata; Mammalia; Chiroptera; Phyllostomidae. The transcript is spliced from 8 exons. Gene Ontology annotation, molecular function: structural constituent of eye lens. Gene Ontology annotation, biological process: lens fiber cell development. Gene Ontology annotation, cellular component: cytoplasm; intermediate filament.
UUUAGCCGGCUGCUGGCUCUGACCGGGCCUCCCUGGAGUAGGCUUUGCACACCCUCGCCCGCAGAAGAGCCAUGUACAGGAGCAGCUACGUCUUCCAGGCCCGCAAGGAGCAGUAUGAGCGCUCUGAGGAGGUUCCCGACCGCCUGGCAGAGGGCUCCGCCACCGCGCCCAACCUGGCAACACUGAAGGAGCUCGGGCAGCGGGUGGCCGCCCACGUCCAGUGGGCCCGUGUGCUGGAGCAGCGCCAUGGUGUCCUCCGGCGGCAAUUGGAUGCCUUUCAGCGCCUGGGCGAGCUGGCCUUUCCUGAGGCGUCCCUCGUCCACCAAGUCGAAGGCAACCGCCAGCGCACUGGCGAACUGGCGGCUGAGCGCGCCCGACUGGAACGCCAGGGCGCAGAGGCACAGCGUGCACUGGAAGAGUACCGUAGCAAAUAUGAAAAUGAAUGUGAAUGUCAACUGCUGCUAAAGGAAAUGCUUGGGCGCCUUAACAAGGAAGCUGAUGAAGCCUUACUGCAUAAUCUGCGCCUUCAGAUUGAAGCCCAGUUUCUGCAGGAUGAUAUCAGUGCAGCAAAGGACAUGUACAAAAAGAAUCUUCUGGAAAUUCAGACCUAUGUCAGCAUUCUGCAGCAGAUCAUCCAGACCACUCCUCAAGCAUCUGCCAUUACAGAUGGGAUGAGGGAGGAGAAGCUCCUGACAGAACGAGAGGUGGCUGCACUGCAGGGUCAGCUGGAGGAGGGCCAGGGGGUACUGUGUCUCCUGCAGGCACAGAGAGCCGAGCUGCAGGCCCAGACAGUGACCCUGGAACAAGCUAUUAAAGAUGCUCACGAGUGUUACGAAGAUGAGAUUCAGCUGUAUAAUGAACGAAUUGAAACCCUGCGGAGGGAGAUUGAAGAGACUGAGAAGAGCCUGGAGAAGUCUUCCUAUGACUGCCGGCAGCUGGUGGUCACCCAGCAAACCCUGAAGAACGAGCUGGACCGGUAUCAUCGGAUCAUUGAGAACGAAGGCAACAGGCUGAGCUCCGUCUUCGUGGAAACACCUGUCACUCUGUUCACUAUAGGCCAUGGAGUCUCUCACAGCUCUCGACUUGGUGGGAAAGGUCUCACCAGGGCUGUGCAGGAUAUAACGACAGCAAAACCAAGACAAAAAGGCCUCCCCAAGAAUGUUCUAAGGAAAAAGGAGAUUAUAGCUAAAGACAGAGCAGAUGAAAGUUUGGAAAAUGCACCACUGAGAGGUAUGGAAGACACAGAACUGGUGCAGGUGGUAGUUAAAGAACAAGGAGAAUCUAAGCUUGAAUCGAAGGAUAAAGAAGCAAGUCCCCCUGCCCCAGAAGGGGCUCCAGAGGACAUGCCUGAUGGCGGGCAGAUAAGCAAAGCCUUUGGGAAGCUCUGCAAGAUGGUCAAGGAGAGAGUGAGGAGCCCCAAAGAGCCCGAGCCCACAGCUGACCUCUACACUAAAGGGCGGUAUGUGCUGGUCAUUGGGGAUGCCAGUUAUACGGACCCUGGAUUCUGUUCGUUGGCUGUCCCAACCAAGGGUAGAGUGCUUGUUUCCAUUGAGGAUGACUCUCUGCAUCAUGAGAGUGCUGUGGAGCCCUCUCCCGAGCAGCCCCAGCCCCCUCCGGGGGAUGGACAGGGGAGUCCAUGCCCACCCAAUAAGCAUACUGCAGACAACGAGAUAAACACUGAAGAACUGAAAGGUCCCAGGGAGAAACAUGGUGGUCAGAAUGAGGAGGAAAAGCCCAGGAGGCCUUGUCUCAUGGUCACACCGUGUCCAGAGGGACCAUCUGCACCCCCACCACAAAGGCCUGGGGCCAGUCAGGAUGGAGCUGUAAGUCAGGAAGAUAGGAAUGGCAGCCUGCAGGAGAGAAGCCCUCCCAGGACUUUGGCAUAUAAGAAGGUGGAAGUGAUGGAAUCCAUUGAGAAGUUUUCAGCUGAGAGCAUUGAGACGUAUGAAGAAACCACCGUAAUUCUGGAGACCAUGAUUGGAAAGACAAAGACAGACAAGAACCUGGGAGACCAGGGCUCUCACAAUGCCUAGGCUUGUUGGAGAAAUGCCUCUCCAACAGUAUGGGCCACACUGUAGGAGGAGUGCUUUGAUUUUGUAGAGCAGAUGCUAAAGAGUGAAGGUUCCUGUUUGGAUUAGACCAUAGUUGGACUGUGUGGAAUUGGCAAGGAAGCCUUAAUUAAAAAAUAUAUUUUGCUUUCA